Molecule: messenger RNA, 1377 nt
Organism: Lodderomyces beijingensis
Lineage: Eukaryota; Fungi; Ascomycota; Pichiomycetes; Serinales; Debaryomycetaceae
Source: the annotation of a GenBank genome assembly
AUGCCGUCAACACUUCCACCGCCGUACUAUAACGACGACAAGAAGUCGUUUGCGUAUCCAACCAUUCAUAAACGUUGGCCGACAAUUAUCCAAGGCGCAAUUGACGAUGUCCGCCAAAGUGUUGAUGAGCAACACCCAGAGUUGCAAAAAUCGGGCACUGCUAUUGUCCACAAGUUGGAGGAGCUAUUAACCGAGUUCAAGAACGAUGCAAAAGUCAGAGCAUUCACCGAGCAGGAAAUUGCAAUCAAUCCAUAUUUGGAGCAUUUCAAUACCAGUUUGGCUCACUUCAACCAAGCAAGGUUGGUCACUUGGCAAACGGGACCAUGGUUAUACCUCGAGUGCUACCUUUACCAGUUUGUCAACAAUUUCUUUAUCGAUGAGCAAACUGAUAAAUUCUGGCACACAUAUGAUGUCUUUGCAAGAUUAAAGACCAAGACGUUUAAGCAGUCCGAGUUGGGAGUCUUGGAGUUGUGCAAGCGGUACGAGAGCUUAUCGCAGCAAUUGGGGCAAGUUGCAGGCGAUCAAGAAGCAUUGUACUUGUUGUUUGCUGAAUUCAUCGACAUUUCACUAUGGGGCAACGCCACGGACUUGUCGUUGCUUGCGGGAAACGUCACUCUUGAAGACAUCAAGUCGGUGCAAGGUGCUGAAGUGCGCAAGAAGAACGAGGAGAAGAUUAUUGUUAAUGAUUUGAAAAAUGCUUGGGUUGAAAGUGGGUUGGGCAACACCAGCGACAAGAGCACGAGGAUCGAUAUUGUUUUGGACAAUUCCGGGUUUGAGUUGUUUGCCGAUUUGAUUCUUUCCUUGUUUCUCCUUGACUCCAAAUUGGCGUCGGAGAUCCACGUUCACUGUAAAGAGAUUCCUUGGUUUGUUAGUGAUACCAUGCCCAAGGAUUUCGAUGACUUGUUGAAACAGUUGAGCGAUGGCGAGUUUUUCCCCGAGAUUUACAAGGAUGACGCCAAGAGUAUCACCACAGUUUAUGAAAAGAUUACCAGUUACUACAAGAGCAACAAGAUCAUCGUGAACCACCACCCAUUCUGGACGUUGGACUACAACUACUGGGCAAUUCCAAAGUUUGCUGAUUUGUAUAAACAGUUGAAAGAAUCCGAUUUGGUCAUUUUCAAAGGUGACUUGAACUAUAGGAAAUUGACUGGCGAUUUGCAAUGGCCCAAAACCACGCCGUUUAGUGAAGCUAUCCAGGAGUUGAAGAGCAGCGGAUUGAGUAUCUUGUCGUUGCGUACCUGUAAGGCUGACGUUGUUGUGGGAUUGCCCCAGGGGCUCAAUGAAAAGUUGAUCAAGGAGUACGAGGAGGCGGGAAAUGAAGUUGGCGAGUUCUGGAGUAGUUCAGGUAAGUGGGCUGUGAUAUCUUUCAACAAAUAA